UGGAGGGAGGAAGCCAGCCUCCCUCACGCUGGGUGCGGCUCGCUCCAGAGGCAGCCGGCCGAGAUCCACUCUACUCUUGGCCCUGGACUGACAGAGACAGUGCAGAGCGACUCUCAGCCCACAGGCACGAUUCAUCCUUCCCAGGAAGAUGCAGAGGCUCACAAUGCUCACCACUACUUUGGGCACCUACUUGGGCAUGCUGGUGGCAGCAGCCAUGGCAGGCUGUGACCCUACCCAACCGGACACUCCCAAUCUGCAAUGCAUCCACAGGCGCCAGAAGAGAGACUGGAUUUGGAACCAGAUGUAUGUUGAUGAAGAGAAAAACACCUCGUUGCCCUACUAUGUGGGCAAGAUCAAGUCAAACAUGAACCGCAGGAACGCCAAGUAUGUGCUCCAAGGGGAGGCUGCUAACAACAUUUUCCAGGUCAACCCAGAAACAGGGGAUGUGUAUGCUUUUGCAAGGCUGGACCGGGAGAAGGUCUCCUCCUACCCUCUUGUCGCCCUCAUCGUGGACAAAGACACUGACAAAAACCUGGAGCCUCCUUCCACCUUCACUAUCAAAGUUCAUGACAUAAAUGACAACUGGCCUGUGUUCACACAUCGGUUGUUCAAUGCUUCAGUGCUGGAGAUGUCACCUGGAGGGACCUCAGUCAUGCGUUUGACAGCAGUAGAUGCAGAUGACCCCACCGUGGCAGAGCACACCACCGUCAUGUACCAAAUCCUGAAAGGGGGUGACAAUUUUGCCAUCGACAAUUCAGGAUUAAUUACCACUGCAAAGCAAAACAUGGAUCGAGAAGUACAGGCCAGGUACGAGAUCGUGGUGGAGGCGCGAGAUGCCCAGGGCCUCCGAGGAGAAUCGGGCACAGCCACCGUGCUGAUCACUCUGCAAGAUAUCAAUGACAACUUCCCCAUCUUCGCUCAGUCAAUGUAUACAUUUUCGGUGCCUGAAAACAUCCACGUGGGCAGCUCUGUGGGCUCUCUGUUUGUUGAAGACCCAGAUGAGCCUCAGAACAGGAUGACCAAGUUUGAAAUCGUGGGUGGCGAGUACAGGGACACCUUCACCAUUGAGACGGACCCCACCCGCAACGAGGGCAUCAUCAAGCCCAUCAAGCCCCUGGACUAUGAGCUCAUCCAAAAAUACUUAUUUGUUGUGGAGGCCACAGACCCCACUAUCAACCUCAGAUAUUCAAGAGACCGCUCUGGGAAAAACAAAGCCCGUGUCAUCAUCAACGUUUUGGAUGUGGAUGAGCCUCCUGUCUUCCAGAGGCGUUUCUACCACUUCCUGUUGAAGGAGAACCAGAAGAAACAUCUGAUUGGUUCAGUGUUGGCCAAAGACCCGGACAAGACCAAGAGCAAAAUUGGAUACUCCAUCCGCAAGACCAGUGACAAGGGCCAAUUCUUCCAAAUAACCAAACAGGGUGAUAUUUACAAUGAGAAGGAACUGGACAGAGAAAUCUCUCCCUGGUACAACCUGACUGUGGAGGCCAAUGAGCUGGAUUCUAACGGGAACCCCACAGGGAAAGAAUCCAUUGUGCAAGUCCACAUUGAAAUUCUGGAUGAGAAUGACAACGCCCCUGAGUUUGCUCAGCCCUAUGACCCCAAAGUGUGUGAGAAUGCAGCCCAGGGCAAGCUGGUGAUGCAGAUUUCUGCAGUAGACAAGGAUAUAACUCCACAGAACGUCAAGUUCAAGUUCGCCCUGGGCACUGAUGACAGCAACUUCACCCUCAUAGACAAUCAUGAUAACACAGCCAACAUCACAGUCAAGUACGGGCCGUUUGACCCCGAGCACACCAAGUUCCACUACCUGCCUGUGCUCAUCUCCGACAGCGGAUCCCCGAGCCUGACGAGCACCAACACGCUGACCGUGGUCGUGUGCAAGUGCGACCAGCAGGGUCACUUCACCUUUUGUGAGGAGGCGGCCGCCCAGGCGGGCGUCAGCAUCCAGGCUUUGGUGGCCAUCUUCCUCUGUAUCCUCACCAUCGCAGUGAUCACCCUGCUCAUCUUCCUGCGGAGGCGGCUCCGGAAGCAGGCGCAGGCCCACGGCAAAUGCGUGACCGAGAUCCACGAGCAGCUGGUCACCUAUGACGAGGAGGGCGGUGGCGAGAUGGACACCACCAGCUACGACGUGUCCGUGCUCAACUCCGUGAGGGCUGGUGCGGGCAAGGCCCCGCGGUCGAUGCUGGACGCCAGGACACCCAUCUACACCACGGCACAGAAGCCACCGCGGCGGCCGCCUGCGGUGCACAGCGGGCCUGGGGAGAUGGCCACAAUGAUCGAGGUGAAGAAGGAGGAGGCAGACCAGGAUGGCGGAGUCCCGCCCUACGAUACACUGCACAUCUACGACUACGAGGGUUCGGAGUCCAUCGUGGAGUCGCUCAGUUCCCUGGGUACAGAUUCCAACGACUCUGACAUUGAUUACGACUUCCUCAACGACUGGGGGCCCAGGUUCAAGAUGCUGGCGGAGCUGUAUGGCUCCAGCCCCUGGGAGGAGCUGGGAUAUUAAGGCUUAGAGAGCUGUGGCCCUGGGGACUCAACCCACAGCAGCGCAGGCCAGUCGGACAGCAGACAUCGAGCCAUGCAGGGUGGCACUGACUCCCCAGCCCAGGAUCCUUUCUUCUUGGACACCAAAGACCUCACUAUUCCCAGGGUACCAAGCUCCAGACCCUUGAAAUACCCAGGAAGAUAUUUCAGUGAUGGCGACGCCAUAAAUGUUGGAAAAGCCAGGCUUCUGUAUUGUCUACGGUGGAAGGUCGCCCUGCUGCCCCCAUGCCACAGAUCUAACUCAGAGACUUUCUUUGGCUCAACAAAGCUGCCAAGCCAGCCAGCCCAGGUUCAGUUGCCAUGGGAUUGUCCCCUGCGGACACUUAACCCCUGGUGGAGCUGGUAUGAUUUUUGUGACUCUGCCUGGUGGCAGGGGGUGGACAGUAUGACCUGUGGGAGAAGACUGCAACCCAGUCCCCAGGGAGACUGCGAUUGUGCAUUGCACAGCUGUCCAGAGCCCCAGCUGUGCGUGAACCCUCACACUCCCUCGGUUCCCCAGGCCCAUCAAGAGGGAGAAAGGCACCACAUGGUAGCUCCUUCCCCUCGGUCCUGCAGUGACCUUGCUGGCCUGCCACUCCAGUAACUGCUGUACUGAGCAUUGAUGCAUUCAGCCACAUUCAGGGAAAUGGCUUCCUGAACUUAAAGCAACUGUGAAUUCAUCCUGUAGGGACAGUGACAACCAAGAGUGACAUCAUAGGCUGAAGGCCACCUCCACACCCACUGCCUCUGCAAAAGGCUUAGAAUAGCUGAGAGCCGGAUCUGACCCUCAUGAACACUCCCCUAGGCUUGCCUGUGAAAGGGCAGAUGUUUCCAGAGCAGAAGACCCACCCCCAUCUCCGCCUCACCUGAUCCCAGAAAUUGCUUUUUCUUCUUUUCUGUCUCUUGACUUGGAAGCAUCCAUGAUGUGUCGGCCCUCAGCAAGCCUAGCAGGGCCCACACCCAAACACUGCAGGCUGUGCAACAGAGCCUGCCAGUUGCCUUUAUGCCUUGUUGCCAUGUCUCAGGGAACCGGCCCUCAGCCACACCUGCGGAAGGCAAGGCCCCGACCUGCCCUGCCCUGCCCUGCCCUGCCCUGCCCCACUCUGCAGAUCCUGGCCUCUACGUGGCUCAGAGAGAGCUGUGUUUGAAACUUCCCGCUGCACACAAGUCUUGAGGAGGCAGCAUCCAGACAGCGCAAGGAAAUACCACACGCUCCAGCUUACCCUUCGUCACAAACCACGCUGCCCACGCAGGGGACAGCCUCUCAUACUGAAGGGACUGGAAAGAACACUGACAUUUUUUAACUAAUCAUUUGGUUUUUAUAAUGACUUUUUUUUUUACUAAUAAUACUUACAAAUUUCUAGCUCUCACGAACAUAUAGAAUAAGGGUUUCUCAUAAUAAGUAGAUUGUUAUUUAGAUUAACAAUUUUAAUUCCGGCUUUGUCAUUGGACAAACAUUUCCUGUAACCUUGUUUCCUAUCAUUGUAGUGGUUCCUCUACAGAUAACGAUCAUAUUUUGGCCACACUGGUGCAUGAGAUGUACUGUAUUUUUUUAUGCCUAAAUAAAAAAAAUUCUUGGAA
This is a messenger RNA of Octodon degus (degu), 4101 nucleotides long. RefSeq names its product cadherin 5 (gene Cdh5). NCBI's taxonomy places the organism in Eukaryota, Metazoa, Chordata, Mammalia, Rodentia, Octodontidae. Gene Ontology annotation, biological process: adherens junction organization; regulation of establishment of cell polarity; cell morphogenesis. Gene Ontology annotation, cellular component: catenin complex; bicellular tight junction; adherens junction. Bases 149 to 2503 code for a protein of 784 amino acids. The transcript is spliced from 12 exons. Gene Ontology annotation, molecular function: calcium ion binding; cadherin binding. The record is from RefSeq and is a predicted model, not a curated record.